This is a messenger RNA of Mustela lutreola (European mink), 782 nucleotides long. It is a transcript of the gene TSPO, whose product is annotated as translocator protein. Bases 128 to 637 code for a protein of 169 amino acids. NCBI's taxonomy places the organism in Eukaryota, Metazoa, Chordata, Mammalia, Carnivora, Mustelidae. Gene Ontology annotation, molecular function: cholesterol binding. Gene Ontology annotation, cellular component: endoplasmic reticulum; membrane. The record is from RefSeq and is a predicted model, not a curated record. The transcript has 4 exons.
GGGGCGGGGCCUCGCGGCCCGGGCGGGGCAGGCCGGGGACCUGGGCCGCCACCUCGCGCCGCGCAGUGGCUUCCCGGAGCGCGUCCUCGUCGCUGAACUUUCCAGAGCAGCAACCACCACAGCAGCAAUGGCCCCGCCUUGGGUGCCCGCCAUGGGCUUCACCCUGGUGCCCAGCCUGGGGGGCUUCCUGGUCUCGUACUACGUCCGCGGGGAGAGGCUUCGCUGGUAUGCCAGCUUGCAGAAGCCCACGUGGCACCCGCCCCGCUGGGCGCUGGGCCCCAUCUGGGGCACCCUCUACUCAGCCAUGGGGUACGGCUCCUACAUGGUCUGGAAAGAGCUUGGAGGCUUCUCGGAAGAGGCUGUGGUUCCCCUGGGUCUCUAUACCGGGCAGCUGGCCUUGAACUGGGCAUGGCCUCCCAUCUUCUUUGGCAGCCAACAAAUGGGUUGGGCACUGGUGGACCUCCUGCUGACGGGUGGGCUGGCAGGAGCCACGGCCGUGGCCUGGCACCGGGUGAGCCCGCCGGCCGCCCGCCUGCUCUACCCGUACCUGGCCUGGCUGGCCUUCGCAGCCGCCCUCAACUACUGCGUGUGGCGGGACAACCGAAGCUGGCGCGGGGGCCGGCGGCUCGGCGAAUGAAAGUGCACCGUCCUCUGCAGACCCCAGCUGCUGCCGAUCAGAUGCUGCCCGGGGUGGCGGCCCAUGUGCUUCUGUGGCCGCCCAGCCUGCGGGUCUGUCGGGUCUCGGCCCCAGGGGUCACCACCAGCUGCAGAGGUGCCCCAGG